This is a messenger RNA of Tripterygium wilfordii, 579 nucleotides long. RefSeq names its product chaperone protein dnaJ 11, chloroplastic-like. The record is from RefSeq and is a predicted model, not a curated record. Bases 73 to 447 code for a protein of 124 amino acids. The transcript has a single exon. NCBI's taxonomy places the organism in Eukaryota, Viridiplantae, Streptophyta, Magnoliopsida, Celastrales, Celastraceae.
CCAUCGCACUUGGUACAUUUCUCGUCCACAUCUCAAAAAAAAAGUCUAUAUAAACAAAACCAUUUUACCCAAAUGUUUUGCAUCUCAGGAUCAUCUAGAGUUUGCAAAACAUACGGACUUGCUUCAAUGGCUUCAACUUCAUCAUUCUAUGAGCUACUUGGGAUCCCGACGAGCGCGAGCUGCGGCGAAAUCAAGGCUGCGUAUCGGAGACUAGCUAGAGUUUGCCAUCCAGAUGUUGUGUCCAUAAACCAGAAAGAGAUGUCUGCAAAUGAGUUCAAGAAAAUUCAUGUGGCAUAUUCAACCUUAUCGGACCCCAACAAGCGUGCAACUUAUGAUAGAAAUCUUUAUGCCUCUCCGAGGCGUAAAGGGUUAUCAGCAGCAGCAGCUUCAGCGAUUAAAUUUUCUGGGUAUGCUAGUAGGAAUUGGGAGACUGACCAGUGCUGGUAGUUGUACAUAUUUUGUUCAUCUUAGGUUUUGAUUGAAAACAGAGGAGUAAGAACAGAGUAUGAUAUCUUGUAAAUUACCAUCAAACAUUAUGAUGUUUCAUAUAUUUAUUCCCUUUUCAUUCAAUUUUAAAAA